Molecule: messenger RNA, 464 nt
Organism: Paramecium primaurelia
Lineage: Eukaryota; Ciliophora; Oligohymenophorea; Peniculida; Parameciidae
Source: the annotation of a GenBank genome assembly
AUGGAUAAGGAAUUAAUAAUUGAUUGCCAAUAAAACAAAGAAACUAUUGGUUUAUAACCUAAUCAAACUCGAAAAGUACAACAUGAUAUCUUUCUUAAAAAGUCGUCUUCUUUUUUACAAAAUCAAUAAUCUAAAUAUGGAAUCAGAUAACCUAUUCAAUUAAAAAACCCCUUACUUAUUAAAUCAUUAUUUUAGCCUAAGAAAUUCUUUAAAAAGAGAGAUUCUUCGAUACCUAUUUGCACACUUAAAACUCUGCCUACAUAACCAUUAUUUUCUUAUUAAACUGAUCGUAUUCAUAGUAGAUGUCCAGCAUUCAAAAAUAUUCGCUUGAAAUCAGGAUUCAAACAAUCAAGACAUAAAACUGAAGAAAAAAUAAGAAUUGAGACAGCACCUGCUAUGUGUAGAAGUCCUGUGGUCUAAAAGGCAUCUUUAUCAAGCCUAUUUAAGACUUAAAUUUAUAAUGA